Molecule: messenger RNA, 1178 nt
Organism: Gastrolobium bilobum
Lineage: Eukaryota; Viridiplantae; Streptophyta; Magnoliopsida; Fabales; Fabaceae
Product: replication protein A 32 kDa subunit B
Exons: 10
Coding region: 125-952 (275 amino acids)
Biological process (GO): nucleotide-excision repair; double-strand break repair via homologous recombination; DNA replication
Cellular component (GO): nucleus; site of double-strand break; chromosome, telomeric region
Molecular function (GO): DNA binding
Source: RefSeq, a predicted model, not a curated record
AACUUACAGUGUCCAUGGCUAUGGACAAUAGCAAAUUGUGAAAUUUCAAAUUUGUCAUCACAGUCUCUGCAUUUCGUUUCCAAAACUCGACUCAGAGAAGAGAAGAAGAAGAAGAAGAAGAAGCAUGUAUUCGAGCCAGUUCGACGGAAACGCAGCCUUCUCCGGCGGCGGAUUCAUGCCCUCACAGGCUACUCCGGGCCCUGACACUUCCUUCCUAUCUUCCAAGAAUCGUGAUGCCCAGUCCUUGCUUCCUCUGACAGUCAAGCAAAUAAACGAUGCGUUUCAUUCAAGUGAUGAUAAAACCAAUUUGAUUAUUGAUGGUGUGGACGUUAACAAUGUUACUCUUGUAGGAAGGAUAUGCAAUAAAGCUGGAAGGAUUACUGAUGUUACUUUUGUACUUGAUGAUGGUACUGGAAGGAUUGAGUGUAGUAAAUGGCUUCAGGAAGCUGUAGAUACAAAUGAAGUGGAGGGACUCUUGGAUGGAAUGUAUGUGCGGCUCCAUGGACACUUGAAAGGUUUUCAGGGUAAAAGGACCUUAAAUGUUUUCUCUUUUAGGCCUGUGACUGACUUUAACGAAAUUGCCAGCCAUUUCAUUGAUUGCAUAUAUGUCCAUCUCUAUAAUUCCAGGUUACGGGCUGGCGUCCCAAGUCAGCAACAUGUUACUAAUUCUGCACCAAUUACUCCCACAAAAGGUUAUCAAGCUCCAGCUGUCCCACCAAAUCAAUUCUCCGGUCAACAUAACAAUGGUCAGAAGAGUGUUGAAGAUAUGGUCUUAGAGGUUUUGCAUCUUCCCGCAAACAGGGCAAGGGAUGAGGGAGUCCCUCGUGAUCUUAUUGCGCAGCAUCUUGGAAUUCCUUUGGAUAAGCUCAUGCUGGCUAUUAAAAAUCUUAUAGAGGAAGGUGCCAUUUAUGAAGCUAUAGGUGAUCACUAUAAGUCAAUCAUCAAUGGUUGACAUCUUGAUGGAUAAAGACAUCAAUCUCGCCAGAGUAUGCUCAACUCUGCGUAACUUUCUAUGCAUUCUAGUGAUGUUACAUAUGUGGACAUAAGCAAAGCAGCAGUUCUACUGGAUUUUGAUCAACUUAUUUUUCUACUCUUGAUAACUAAUAUAUUAAAGUACGAAUCGGUGACAAAUAUAAUAUGAUAUGGAAUGAAUCUACUGUGCAAGGGCUUUUGACCGA